AUGGUUAGCAUGGUGAGGUUUAAGAAACCAUUUCUUGCAAUUACUUUUGUUUUCUUUUUUAUUCUUUCUGAUGUAUCUCUAGCGAGGAUAGAAAACACAAAGGAUAAUCAAAAGAGUACUUACAUAGUCCAUGCAGCCAAAUCGCAAAUGCCAACAAUCUUAAAUCACCAUUCAAUUUGGUAUAGAUCCAUCUUGAAAUCGAUAUCCAACUCAACAACAGAAAUGCUCUACACCUAUGACAAUGCGAUUCAUGGAUUUUCAACAAGAUUAACUCCGGAAGAAGCUCGAUCAUUGAAGAGUCAAAUCGGGGUUCUAAAGGUGCUACCGGAAAAAAUAUACAAGCCACUUACAACUCGAACACCGCAGUUUCUUGGCCUUGAGAAAAUCUCAAACAUGUUCCCUGUGUCAAAUGUGACAAGUGACAUCAUUAUUGGUCUCCUCGACACUGGUGUUUGGCCGGAAAGCAAGAGCUUCGACGAUACCGGACUAGGACCCAUCCCUACGAGUUGGAAAGGCACAUGUGAAUCAGGUGACAAUUUCACUGCCGCUAAUUGCAAUAAGAAAUUAAUCGGAGCUAGGUUUUUCUUAAAAGGCUACGAGGCCUCAGUGGGUCCCCUUAAUGCAACCAAACAGUUUAGGUCACCACGAGACGCUGAUGGCCAUGGCACCCACACCGCAAGCACAGCUGCAGGUUCUGCAGUGAAAGGAGCGAACUUAUUUGGCUACGCUUCUGGGACAUCACGUGGGAUGGCCCCGCACGCCAGAGUUGCUAUCUAUAAGGUUUGUUGGGAAGAUAACUGCGUUGCUUCUGAUCUAUUGGCUGCAAUGGACGCAGCCAUCGCUGACAAUGUCAAUGUCAUUUCAGCGUCACUCGGAGGUGAAGCAAUUGAUUAUGAUGAAGAAAACCUUGCCAUUGGAGCCUUUGCAGCGAUGGAGAAAGGGAUUGUAGUUUCAUGUGCUGCAGGAAACAGCGGUCCUACUAAAUCUUCUCUCCAAAAUGUAGCACCUUGGGUGAUCACCGUGGGAGCUGGAUCAAUAGAUCGUGAUUUUCCAGUAUAUGUCAAACUCGGGAAUGGAGAAAACUAUCAAGGCGUUUCAAUUAACGAUGGUAGUUUUACGCCUCGUACUUUUGUGCCACUCAUAUAUGCUGGAAAUGCAAGCGUAAAAGAAGGUGCAGAGUUCUGCGUGAAAGAUAGCUUGGAUCCAGAAAAGGUUAAGGGGAAAAUUGUGUUUUGUGAUCGUGGAAAUAAUUCAAGGGUAGAGAAAGGGAUUGUGGUGAAAUCUGCUGGAGGUGUGGGAAUGGUGUUAGGCAAUUCAGAAACUAAUGGAGAGGAAUUGGUGGCGGAUGCCCAUCUUUUGCCAGCAGCUGCAGUGGGCUUCAAUUCCUCCAAAGCCAUCAAGAUGUACUUGCAACAUGCCCAAAAUCCAACAGCUACACUUGUUUUCCAGGGAACAAAGGUUGGAAUUGAGCCAUCGCCCAUUGUUUCGGCAUUUAGUUCUCGUGGUCCAAACCCAAUCACACCAGACAUAUUGAAACCUGAUUUCAUUGCUCCUGGUUUAAACAUCUUAGCCGCAUUUACCAAGAAUGCGGGUCCCACAAACCUCGAAAUAGAUGAUAGGCGUGUGGAUUUUAACUUAAUCACAGGAACAUCCAUGUCAUGCCCUCACGCCAGCGGUAUAGCAGCUUUGAUUAAAUCAACCUAUCCAAAUUGGAGCCCAGCUGCAAUUCGGUCUGCACUUAUGACCACAGCUUAUACGUCCUACAACAAUGGUAAAAAACUAUUAGACAGUGCCACGAAUGCCCCUGCAACACCGUUUGGGGUUGGUGCUGGACAUGUGAACCCCAUUGCCGCGCUUAACCCAGGACUUGUUUACGAUCUGACAGCGGAUGAUUAUCUCAACUUCCUUUGUGCAUUGAACUACACAGCUGAUAGGAUUGAAGCUGUGGCAAGGAGAAAGUUCACCUGUGAUGCACAUAAGCACUACAGUGUAACGGAUCUAAAUUACCCUUCGUUUGGCGUGGUGUUCAAACCGAUAGCAAGAAGUUCCAAUGCAACGAUCGUCAAACACGAGCGAACUCUAACUAAUGUGGGGGUCGCAGGAACAUACAAAGUCUCAGUUACAUUGGAUAUCCCAUCCGUCAAUGUUACAGUUGAGCCAAACGUGUUGAGUUUCAACAAAAAUGAGAAAAAAUCAUACACGGUAACAUUUGCAGCUUCAUAUCCACCACCACCAACUCAGCUUGGUUUUGGACGUUUAGAAUGGUCAAAUGGAAAAAACAUUGUGGGAAGUCCUAUCUCAAUUACAUGGGAAUUGGGACCUAAAUGA
This is a messenger RNA of Sphenostylis stenocarpa, 2328 nucleotides long. The record is from the annotation of a GenBank genome assembly. Lineage: Eukaryota; Viridiplantae; Streptophyta; Magnoliopsida; Fabales; Fabaceae.